Caenorhabditis angaria is the source of this 1129-nucleotide messenger RNA. The record is from the annotation of a GenBank genome assembly. NCBI's taxonomy places the organism in Eukaryota, Metazoa, Nematoda, Chromadorea, Rhabditida, Rhabditidae.
AUGAUGACUCUUCUAAUUUCUUCCAAGAUUUAUAAUCUAAAUGUCAUAUUUUUUGUUAUUUUGAACUUCAUUUGUCUUCGCGAACCGGAAAAUCUUCUUGAAAAAUUCGAAAUUUGCUAUGAAUCGAAGGUCCUGCGGUUUUCGAAUCCUCCAGAAAAUAUUUGGAAUAAUUUAGCUUAUAAUGUGAAAUUUUGUGAUUUCGAGAAAAAUUUGAAUUUGGUUCCUUUGGACAAUUGGGAUGAGACAAAAUGGAUUGUUUUUCCGAAAAAUUCGAAUUUCGAAAAUAAUUUUACAUUGGUAACUUUGGGAAUUGCAAAUGAUAUAUCUGCUGAGGAGAAAUUGAGAGAUGUGAGUUUGACUGAAAUUAAUUUCAGGUCUGAAAAUUUCAGAAUUAAAAAUUUGAGUUUCUCUAACUUAAACGUUUUAGCGCUAAAAAUCAGAUUACUGUAAAACAUCAAAAAGGAGCUCGAAAUGUAUCUCAAAAUUUUUCAGAUGCCACGUGGAUUUGUCUGAAGUUCUUCUAACUCUGACCACAUUUUCCAGCUUCUCCCCCAAACUCAAUUUUUCGGAGCCGACCCCACAAAUAUGUCGAAAAUCUACACAAAAAUCGGAGAGCAUUUUCAAUUCGGAGUCUCCGCUGAAACUGGGCUCAAGAGCACCAGAAUAUUCUCGGAAACUCGAAACAAUUCUCGAUUUUCCACAACUUCUUUCGAGACGCCGGAGAGAAAUGUGAAUUUUGUGGAGUUUAUUGACGAUUAUGUGCAACGGAAAUUGGUGCAUUUUUUGUGGAUUGAUAUUGAAGGAGGGGAAUUUGAGCUGUUUGAAAUGUUGUAUAGAAAUGGAGACAUCGAUACAAAUCACAUUGAUAUUUGUCAAAUUAAUCUUGAGGUCAAAUCCCUUAAAAUCUCUGUUCCUGAAUUUAAUUUUUUUUCAAAAAUUUCAGAUCCAUCAAAAACUUCUAGCCAACAUCACAAACGAGGCUGAAAAAUUCGCGAAUUUUCUUCGAAAAAUCGUUGAAGAUGGGAAAUAUAUCAUUGCCAAGCCUUUUAAUUUCAGUGUUUUGAACUUCAUAAGACUUUUUCUGGUGAAUGUGGAAGAUCCGGAGUGUCGUAGGCUUUUUAUUGAUUGA